AUGUCUCUGUUUAAAACUAGAGAAUUCUGGUGCACUCGUUCGGAAGAUGACGAAUAUUUCGAUCAAAAUUCGUUGAUAGUGACGAGAUUGAAUACCGAAAGCGAUUUUAUAGUAACGGGAAGCCACAGUGGAGUUUUAAAAGUUUUUAAGCCGUCCAGUGAGGUGCAGGAGAAUAAAGCUCUAUCGGGAUUCAAACCAACCGAUUUACUGAUAGAGCAGAUUAUCGGAAAUGCGAUCUUGCAGGUUGGAGCUGGAAGAUUGAUAUCAGGCUCAUUAAAUUUUCAAAUAGCAGUUCUACAUAGUAGAAUUCUUUCUAUUUAUACGUUAAGUACGAAGGAAGGGUCAACUGAAUAUGGGACUCAAAACUUGCUGCACGUCCUUUACGAACAUCACUUGAAAAGAUCCGCAGCUAACUUUGUGAUCGGUCCUUUUGGGGGCAUAGGCAACCGGGAUUUCGUUUGCGUACAGUCGCUGGACGGGUUGCUUGUUUUUUUCGAGCAAGAAUCUCCGAGUUUCAGCUGUUUUUUGCCGGAUUUUCUGCUGCCGUCGCCGAUGUCUUUCGUUUUUAAAACCGACAGCUUCGUUACUUGUUCAUCGAACUGGUGUGUAGAAAGUUAUUGGUGA
Molecule: messenger RNA, 624 nt
Organism: Brassicogethes aeneus
Lineage: Eukaryota; Metazoa; Arthropoda; Insecta; Coleoptera; Nitidulidae
Source: the annotation of a GenBank genome assembly